Molecule: messenger RNA, 2897 nt
Organism: Micropterus salmoides (largemouth bass)
Lineage: Eukaryota; Metazoa; Chordata; Actinopteri; Centrarchiformes; Centrarchidae
Product: CLK4-associating serine/arginine rich protein
Exons: 21
Coding region: 199-2130 (643 amino acids)
Source: RefSeq, a predicted model, not a curated record
AUAAAGUCGUGCAGCGCCCCUACAGGCUGCGCUCGGUACUGCACCGAUGAACUACAGCCGUUUGGAAAGGAGGCGUGUGACAUACAACAGCACACCGCUAACAUCGUCUUCGGCUGAGCGAAACAACCCGAGUGUGUGUUAGCGUUCAGAAAAACAGCAGCCGUGCCCCGCCGCGCCCCCACCCCCAGCGGAGCCGUCAUGUGGCAGGAGGCCCGCAAACAUGAGCGCAAGCUCCGUGGCAUGAUGGUAGAUUACAAACGCCGAGGAGAGCGCCGGCGAGAGUACUAUGAGAAGAUAAAAAAAGAUCCAGCACAGUUUCUGCAGGUUCAUGGCCGAGCCUACAAGAUCCACCUGGAUCCUGCUGUGGCACUGGCUGCAGAGAGCCCCAUCAACAUGAUGCCAUGGCAAGGAGAUGCUAACAACAUGAUUGACAGGUUUGAUGUCAGGGCUCACCUGGACUACAUCCCCACGUACACACCUCCACUGCUCAACACAUCCACCCCAGAGCAGGAGAUGGAGGAGAGGAAGUGCAAUUAUGAGCGCUACAGAGGCCUAGUGCAGAAUGACUUUGCCAACAUCUCAGAGGAGCAGUGUUUAUACCAGAUCUACCUGGACGAGCUCUACGGUGGCCUGCCGAAACCAAAUGAGGACGAGAAGAAAAAACUGGCUGAAAAAAAGGCCACCAUUGGUUACACCUAUGAAGACAGCACUGUGACAGAGCCCGACCCCCAGUCAGACAAAGAUGAAGACAAUUCAGAGAACAGUGAAUCCGAAGAGGAUGAGGGCAUCCCAGAUAUCGAUGUGGAGGUCGAUGUCGAUGAGCUGAACCAGGAACAGGUGUUGGACCUAAACAAAAUGGCAACCCCGUAUGGAAUGGGUGAAGGAGACUUUGUUAGGAUGUUGAGGAAAGACAAGGAGGAAGUGGAGGCCAUCAAACAUGCCAAGGCCCUGGAGGCAGAGAAGGCCAUGUACUCUGGCCGGCGUUCUCGCAGACAAAGGAGAGAGUUCAGAGAGAAGAGACUAAAAGGUAGACAGAUCAGCCCCCCAAGCUAUGCCAGGAGAGACAGCCCAACGUACGAUCCCUAUAAACGGCCUGAGUCGGAGUCGAGCUCUGAGUCUCGGUCACGCUCUCGUUCUCCCGGCCCAGAGAAGAUCACCUUCAUCACCAGCUUCGGAGGCAGCGAUGAUGAAGCUGCAGCGGCAACACAAACACCCGCUCCUCACUCUGGCAACGCCCCCUCCAACUUGCAGCACCCUGCAGGUCAUAGCAGGGGCUCCCGGAGACGAAGGUCAUCCUCCAGUCGCUCCCCUUCCUCAUCCUCACAUUCCUCAUCUCGGUCCUCCUCUCGCUCUUCUUCCCGUUCACGUCGCACCCGGCGUGGACGCGGGGAAAGGGAUGGGCGGCGAUCGCGGUCGAGAAGGCGUUCCAGGUCUUACUCUCGGGGUAGAGGGGGGAACGGGCGGGCCGGAUCCUGGAGGAGACGUGACCGGACGCGAUCGCGGUCCAACGACCGAGACAGGGAGCGAGACCGAGACAGGGAGCGGGACAGGAGACGGUACUCGGCACGCAAACGAACGAGGUCCCGUUCCAGCUCACGGCACGGGGGCAGUUCAAGACGAGGGGCUCGGAGCAGUGGAGGCCACCGGCGGGGGGACAGCGACAGUCACAGUCCCUCUCAGUCCCCCAGUCGCGGUAAUCACAGUCCCUCCCCUGCUCACAGAGGAGCCCAGCCCUCUACCACCACCGUCGCUGACAAGCUAAGAAAGCCUGAUACUCCGGGUGGUAAAGAGACGGGAGCUGCCAAACCCAAGAUGACCCCACAGGAGCGUCUGAAGCUACGAAUGCAGAAGGCGCUUAACAAGCAGUCCAAGGCAGAUAAAAAAGCCGCUCAGGUGAAGAUCCAGCAGCAGGAAAACAAAAGACAGGAGCGAGAGGGAGAACUACGAGCCAUGGCACGCAAGAUACGCAUGAAGGAGCGUGAGAGACGUGAGAAAGAGAGGGAUGAAUGGGAAAGACAGUACGGCCGACAGAGCCACUCGCCUUCUCCUUCCAAAUAUGGCCGAGAACACAACUACAGAAGGUAUGUGAGAAGCCACAGGAAUCAGCACAGCUCCGAUGAAGCAGAAUGAAUUGAGGUCUCGGUCUCGAUCUCGAUCACGGAGUCCACACUACCGGUACUGAGCUGUGGAAAACAUCUUACAGAACCUUCAGCACAGGACUUUGUCAUUGGCACACAUACUGUCCAACAUGCAGGCAACAUGGGAAUUUGAAGAGAUGGACUGACUAUCCUCUGGCUCCCAAAUCUAUACCUGAACACCAUGUUUUCUGGUACUCUGUGUCUACAAAAUAUACUAUUUUGACUGUGACACCUUAGUUUCAGUAAUUACAUAACCUAUUGGUUCAUGUUUGAUCUGUCUUUUCCUUUCUGUUUCAUCUUGUAAAGAGAAUGCAGGUUUAUUAAAUGAGUUUCUGGUUUCUUCUGCAUGCUCCUUUUAUUUCUGGCUGAACAGUUCUUCUCAAUGUGGACUUGUCCGGAGAUGUCAGUUUGCAUUUCAAAAUACACAAUACUAAGCAAUAUCUCACCUUUUACCUUACAUCUUCCUCGUGUCCUUUUGCUCCCCAUCAGCCAUUUACUUUUCUCUAACAAGAAACGCUUACAGUCAAGACCAUCUUAAACUACUUUCAUGAGCUGAUGUACAGGAUGUUUAUACACAUCACUUAAAAAUGUCUUUAUCAAAGCAGAUGCAAAGUUAAUGAAUGAAUUAAAUAUAUUGACCACUCUCUUUUUUUAUACUGUCCUCUGCCAACCAGUUAACAGCAGCAAAUAACUUGUUUUUGUUCCCAGUAAUGUGGAAUGUGAAAUACAGAACAAAAAAUAAAACUGACUUUGAAAGUA